AUGAUUUUUGGGUACCUCGUCUUACCCCAAACGCGAACUGAGCCUCCCCAUCUAUCUAUCUAUCUAUCUAUCUAUCUAUCUAUCUAUCUAUCUCUUUUCCUUUCUAUCUAUCUAUCUAUCUAUCUAUCUAUCUAUCUAUCUAUUUUCUUUUCUAUCUCUUUUCCUUUCUAUCUAUUAAUAUCUAUCUAUCUAUCUAUCUAUCUAUCUAUCUAUCUAUCUAUCUAUCUAUCUAUCUAUCUCAUUAUGUCCACAUCUAUCUAUCUAUCUAUCUAUCUAUCUAUCUAUCUAUCUAUCUAUCCAGCUAGCUACAUAGCUAUCAAUUUAUAUAUUUUCUUUGUCUUUUCUAUCUAUCUAUCUAUCUAUCUAUCUAUCUAUCUUUCUUUUUCAUGUCGUUUCUUUCGGUGCAUUUAUUUUUUUUCUGUCGUAUCUAUCUAUCUAUCUAUCUAUCUAUCUAUCUAUCUAUCUAUCUAUCUAUCUAUCUAUCCAAACCUAUUUCUUUUCUUUUCCCUCUCUUUUCUUUUCUAUCUAUUAAUGUUUGUCUGUCUAUCUAUCUAUCUAUUUAUCUAUCUUCCAUACGAAAUAACUAUCUAUCUAUCUAUCUAUCUAUCUAUCUUAUUAGUUAAACGUUACCUUCAGUUGAUAUUCAUAUUGGUGUAA
Molecule: messenger RNA, 657 nt
Organism: Acanthosepion pharaonis
Lineage: Eukaryota; Metazoa; Mollusca; Cephalopoda; Sepiida; Sepiidae
Source: the annotation of a GenBank genome assembly